Molecule: messenger RNA, 1443 nt
Organism: Aspergillus aculeatus ATCC 16872
Lineage: Eukaryota; Fungi; Ascomycota; Eurotiomycetes; Eurotiales; Aspergillaceae
Gene: bna5-1
Product: kynureninase
Exons: 4
Coding region: 1-1443 (480 amino acids)
Biological process (GO): NAD+ biosynthetic process
Cellular component (GO): cytoplasm
Molecular function (GO): pyridoxal phosphate binding; kynureninase activity
Source: RefSeq, a predicted model, not a curated record
AUGCUUCCCGAUCUGCGCGCAAAGCGCGCAAAUGGUGCUCCCCCACUUUCUGACUUCACAAGAGAAUAUGCGCAAUCGCUUGAUGCGCAGGAUCCUCUACGUCACUUCCGACAGGAAUUUCUCAUCCCCUCGAAAAAUGAUCUGAAGAAGAAGACCUUGGCUCUACCGAAUGGAUAUAACGAGGAGGCCGAGGAAAGAUCCAUCUAUCUAUGCGGGAACUCCCUUGGAGUCCAGCCCCGCAAUGUUCGCAAGUAUAUUGACCACUAUUUGCGAGCGUGGGCCAUCAAGGGUGUGACGGGACAUUUUGUAUCGCAUGAUGACCAGCUGCUUCCACCCUUUGUCAACGUUGACGAGGCUGGGUCGAAGUUGAUGGCGCCGAUUGUUGGAGCUCACCCUGAAGAGGUUGCCGUGAUGGGUACGCUGACAGCGAACCUGCACCUGCUGAUGGCGAGCUUCUACAAGCCUACUAAGGAGCGAUACAAGAUCAUCAUCGAGGGCAAAGCAUUUCCAAGUGAUCAUUACGCCGUUGAGUCUCAGAUCAAACACCACGAUCUUCGCCCAGAAGACGCCAUGGUUCUCAUCGAGCCCCAAAACUCCAAAUUCCCCACCUUGCCCACCGAGCAAAUCCUUCGUGUCAUUGAUGAGCAUGCCUCGAGUACAGCUGUAAUUCUUCUCUCUGCCAUCCAAUUUUACACUGGGCAGUAUUUCGACAUCAAGAAGAUCACCGCGUAUGCCCAGUCGAAGGGCAUUUUGGUUGGCUGGGAUUGCGCCCAUGCGGCCGGCAACGUGGACCUGCUAUUGCAUGACUGGAACGUGGACUUUGCUGCAUGGUGUACCUACAAGUACCUCAACAGCGGUCCUGGCUGUAUGGCGGCCCUUUUUGUCCACGAGAAGCACGGCAAAGUAGACAGGGAUAAGAUUGGCACUGCAGAGCAACCCUUCCGCCCGCGGUUGUCAGGUUGGUGGGGAGGAGACAAGCAGACGCGGUUCCUGAUGGAAAACAACUUCGUUCCUCAGACAGGUGCCGCAGGCUACCAGCUCUCGAACCCGUCGGUUCUGGAUCUAAGUGCGCUUGCGGCCUCCCUCGAACUUUUCAACCGGACUUCGAUGGCGCAGAUCCGAAAGAAGUCCCUGCAGAUAACGGCAUACUUGGAACAACUCCUUCUGGAGUACCCGUCCGAGUCGCUUCCAGAGAGACCGUUCAAUAUAAUCACACCCUCGAAUCCAGCAGAGCGGGGUGCUCAACUCAGUCUGCGCUUGUCACCGGGUCUUCUCGACGGCGUUCUCGAAGUUCUGGAAAAGCACGGUGUUGUGAUAGAUGAACGGAAGCCAGACGUCAUUCGAGUGGCGCCUGCGCCUAUGUACAACUCGUACGUCGAUGUGUGGGAGUUUUGUCAGGUCUUUCUGAAGGCCUGUCAGCAGGCUUUGGACGCCCGUAAGUGA